AUGCCGGCGGCUCGAUCUCCGUUCCUCCCCAUCCUCCUCAUCGCGGCGGCUCUGCUUGCCGGCACAGAGGCGGCGCAGAAGGGGAUCACCCUGUCGACCAAGCUCAUCCACCGCUUCUCCGAUGAGGUCAAGGCGCUGAGGGUUCGUCGGAAUGUCACCGGGAGCGUCUACUGGCCGGAGAAGAGGAGCAUGGAGUACUACAGCUUGCUGCUCGACAGCGACCGCCAGAGGCAGAAGAUGAAGCUCGGCCCUCGCUACGAGCUUCUUUUCCCUGCUGAAGGGAGCAAUACUGUCUCAUUGGGGAAUGACUUCGGAUGGCUGCACUACACUUUUAUAGAUGUGGGGACUCCUCAUGUCUCCUUCCUUGUCGCAGUAGAUACUGGGAGUGAUUUGCUUUGGGUGCCCUGUGAUUGCUUGCAGUGUGCCCCAUUGUCAGCCAGUUCCUAUGCCAGUCUGGGCCAAGAUCUCAAUGAAUAUAGUCCAUCGCAAUCAAGUAGUAGCAAGCUCCUCACGUGCAGCCACCAGUUAUGUGAACACAGUUCAAAAUGCAAAAGCCCAAGUCAGCAGUGCCCAUACUCUGUGGAGUAUUACUCGGAGAAUACAUCCAGUUCCGGCUUGCUGAUUGAGGAUGUAUUAUAUUUUGCAUCAAAUGAUGAUCUUGGUGCAUCAAAUGCUUCUGUGAAGGCUCCGGUGCUCAUGGGAUGUGGCAUGAAGCAAAGCGGUGGUUACUUGGAAGGAAUUGCCCCUGAUGGUCUCAUGGGUUUGGGUCCCGGAAAAAUCUCUGUUCCAAGCUUUCUUGCAAAAGCAGGUUUCAUUCAGGAUUCCUUCUCGUUGUGUUUCGAUGAGGAAGAUUCAGGGAAAAUUUAUUUCGGUGAUCAGGGCCCGCAUGCUCAACAGUCUACUCCCUUCCUAACUUCAAAUGGAAAUUACACAACUUACAUGGUUGGAGUGGAGGGGUGUUGCAUUGGUGGCUCUUGCCUCAAGCAGACAAGAUUCAAAGCACUGGUUGAUAGUGGUACAUCUUUUACAUUUCUUCCAGAGGAUGUAUAUGAGAAGACUGUUAAUGAGUUUCACAGGCAGGUAAAUUCUACUAUAUCAAGCUUUGAAGGGUAUCCUUGGAAGUACUGCUACGAGUCCAGCUCACCGGACUUGCCAAAAAUACCAUCAAUGAAGCUCCUGUUUCCAAUGAACAAUAGCUUUUUGAUCCAUAAUCCUGUUUUUAAGGUAUAUAGCACUCAGGGGUUUGGUGGAUUUUGUUUAGCAAUUCAACCUGCGGAUGGGGAUAUUGGAAUUAUUGGACUGAAUUUCAUGAGUGGAUAUCGGAUGGUGUUUGAUAGGGAAAAUCUAAAGCUGGGCUGGUCUCGCUCUAAAUGUGAAGAUGAGAUCAUUUGGGUACCAGGCAAUCCAUUGGGAACUGCAAACCCACUCCCAACGAACGAGGAACAGAGAAUUCCAGGUCAGCAUGCUGUUUCACCAGCUGUUGCAGGUAGAGCUCCCUUGCGACCAUCAGCAGCUCCUCCCUCGCCCCUACGAGCAUCACAUUUGAUUAAGUUGUUACUGUCGUUGCUAGUGCUUUUCGCAUCUAGGACUUUGUGA
Molecule: messenger RNA, 1596 nt
Organism: Linum trigynum
Lineage: Eukaryota; Viridiplantae; Streptophyta; Magnoliopsida; Malpighiales; Linaceae
Source: the annotation of a GenBank genome assembly